Molecule: messenger RNA, 2392 nt
Organism: Cynoglossus semilaevis (tongue sole)
Lineage: Eukaryota; Metazoa; Chordata; Actinopteri; Pleuronectiformes; Cynoglossidae
Product: solute carrier family 22 member 17
Exons: 4
Source: RefSeq, a predicted model, not a curated record
AUUUCAGUAGAGUUCUGGAGGUGUCUUUUACACCAGGUCCGCAAGUCAGGUGUCCAUCCAAGUUUAAAAACUGAAACAUUUCAAAAUCACAACAUCCAUCUUCCUACUUUUUCACUUAUAACUCCUCUUUGUUCCCCAAUCCUUAUAAAUGGAGAAACAUUUUUGGUGCCUUUUUGUUCUACAGAGCUGGACUCGGAGCCUUCCCCCUCCUCUCGUCCUCACCUGUCCUUCCCCGAGCUCUUCCACAGCAGGAACAUUUGGAAGAACAUCUGUGUGCUCGGCUUCACCUCCUUCAUCUCUCACGGCAUCAGUCAUUGCUACAGCUCCUUCCGAAGUGACGUCAGAGGCAACGCCCCCAGCUUCUACUGGACGUACCUGUUGUCGGUAUGUGCGGGUGGCGGUGCCUGGCUCCUGCUGUGGGCAACGGUGAACAGGUGUGGUCGCCGUGGCAUCCUGCUCCUGUUCAUGACGAUGACGGGUUUGGCCUCUCUGAUCCUUCUUGGGCUCAUGGAGUACCUCAGUGAGACAGCUAUCACAGUUUUCUCAGUUCUGGGACUGUUCUCCUCUCAGGCCACCGCCUCACUCUGUAUCCUCUUUACUGCAGAGAUCAUGCCCACCAUUAUCAGAGGCAGUGGUGUGGGCACCGUCCUCGCCCUGGGCUGCGUAGGACGCCUCAGCUCGCCGCUCAUGGACCUGAGGAACCACUACGGCUACUUCCUCCACCAUGUAGUCUAUUCCUCUCUGGCCCUGCUGGCCGUGCUGUCCAUACUGCUGCUUCCCGAGAGCAAGAGGAAACCGCUGCCACAGACGCUGGGCGACGGCGAGCAGUACAGACGCCCACCGCUGGGGCGGAGGAGGAGGGACAAUGUGCCGCUCCUGGCAACACCCAACCCAGAGACUUAGGAAGACACGGAGGGUGGACUGUGCUGACAUUAGUCAGUGUGUCUGACAGGACCCAGACGGAGGAACAACGAGGCCGAUGUCUCCUGAGUCAACCUUCAGUUUUCUUUGUCUUUCUGUUCACGUGUGUGUUAUUGUGUCACACCCACCCACACACACACACACACACACACACUCUAUGUUUAGCAGCACCUCUUUCUGUGACAGACACUGUUCCUCCACUCUGUGUGCCUGUGGCAGAGAUGUCAGCUGCUGACGCUCCACACGUGACAAAUCCCUGACACUAGCUUUGUGUUGUUCUUCGCGAGCGUCAACAUACAUGCCUAGAAUAUUUUUUUGUUGUGCGUUGUGCGCGACGGCGCAAAGGGUUUUCAGAAUUUUAGAAGAAAAUGAAGGUUUAGCUUUGAUGUCUCACUACAGUUAGGAACCAACCCUGACGAUCGUUGUAACACCUCUGGAGUUGUAGGAUUAGUUUCUUUAUAUUGUCACACUGUUGUGUUUCAAAAAUGUUUGCAUGGUUGCAGAGAAGCUGAGUGGAGGUUUUUGGUUUUUUUUUUUGAUUUUGAGAAAUGAAGGUCCGUUUGAGCAGUCUUUAAAUUUAAAGAGACACUUUUCCAAGGCAAAAAACAUACAGCAACACAAAAGGCCUUAAAUCUGAAUAAUCACUUUGUUCUCAGUGUGUGGCAACAGUUACUUAGUCUGACCUGGAGUCAGUUGUAUUUAUAAAUUGUAGUUGUUAAUAAGAGCCAUUGAUAUAACUGAUCCAGAGGCUAGAUGUUUUUGGUACUAAGCUCAGCGUUCUUAAAUUAGUUUGAUAUGAUGCAGCAUGAAGGAAACCAUCCAAUCGGGGAUGUUUCAUUCCUACCUGCAUGUUCGGAGGAUCCUAAAGGGCUUGUUUCUCUUUCUCUCAUAUUUCAGUAUUUUUUUUUAAUUCCAACCAUUGCUGUAAAAAAACAAACAAAACUACCGCAAGCGAGAAGACCAGCAGUAACUUGUGCGAGGAAAUAAUUUGUUUUUGUCGAGACUUGUUACAUGACGAUUCUCUGAAGUGCACGUUUUUCGAUGCUGGGGAAUCGAAACCUGUGAUAAAAUGUGCGACUGGAAGCUGCUGCAGGAGCCGAACUGUCAACUGAACCCCUCAGUCCUCCUCACUGUCUCCUCUGCUGACUCCCAUAUCUGUUCUGAACUGCUGGUUUGUCCUCGCCCAGGCGUCUCCUGGACGAGGUGAAGAGGAUGCUGAGUAUAUGAUUUAUGGAGCUGCUAAAAGUUUCUCUCUUUGUCUGUCUGCCUUUUGAUAGUUUUUUUAAUUUUUAAUUUCCACUGUGUUGCACUCAACAUGUGAAAAAAACCCUAACUAAAACUAAUACAUUGAUUAAUAACUUGGCUUGAGUAAUAUUAUAUUUGACAACACUGAUCUCUGUGUUCAGUGCUGCGUGUGAUGCUGUAAACUCUAUAGCCAUGUACAAAAAAUAAACUUGUAUUAUAAACAGGU